This is a messenger RNA of Hypoxylon trugodes, 1119 nucleotides long. RefSeq lists its product as uncharacterized. Lineage: Eukaryota; Fungi; Ascomycota; Sordariomycetes; Xylariales; Hypoxylaceae. The coding region runs from base 194 to 751 and encodes 185 amino acids. The record is from RefSeq and is a predicted model, not a curated record. The transcript is spliced from 3 exons.
GAUACUUUGAAAAUGCUUGUUUCGGGACGGAUUUCGAUUUUGCCUUUCAUAAAAUAUAAAUUACCUUAACUCCCCUCCUCCAUCUCAAUAGAUCCCAUUCACAAUUACAAGUUUACAACAACACCAAUCUACUCUAAGAUUUAUCAAUAAUAUUUAACCCUAAAAAGACUCUUACAAUAUCCACUCUACCAAUAUGUCUACCAACGAUAACACCUCUACUCUCAAGUCGGUGGUCGACUCUGCCACCGGAGCCGUCCAAAAUGCAUUCGGCAGCGUGACGGGUAACACAUCUCAUCAGGCUGAGGGUCAAGCCAAGCAAAACAAGGCCGAUGCCGAGUAUGAUGCAUCCCAAGCUACUGCCAAAGUUCCGGGUUUCACUGCAUCAUCUUCCGGCGCCGUUACCAAGGAUGACCCUGACCGAACCGCUGGUUCAUACAACCAAACAGUCGGUUCCGCCAAGGAAUUCGUCGGCGGAUUGGCUGGAUCUGAGUCUUUGAAGGCAGCGGGUCGUCAACAGAACCAAGAAGGCCAACAGCAGGAGGCUAAGGGCCAAGUCAACGAUUACGUUAGCGGCAUUUCCGAUCGUGUCACUGGUACCGUAGGUGGUGCUUUUGCCGGUGUUACCGGUAACAAAGCCGCCCAAGCAAAUUACCAAGAUCAGCAUGACGCGGGAAAGACCACUCAACGUGGGGCAGAACAGGACAUUGUCAAGAAGGCAGACGCAGAGAAUUCUGCCUCGAAGAAGUCGUAGGCUGACGGUUUCAUUUAGUUGUUGCUGAUGAUGAAUCACUGGGGAAUAAGAAGAUUCUUUAAGAAUGAUGAAGGAGAUUAUGAUACCCACAUGGAGUGAGCCAGGGUUUGUCAUGGCAUAAAAACAACGUGGAAGUGGAUCGGUAUGAUAGAAUGAAUUCAUGUAUGGAAUAAGACCUAACCAAUUUCACUUCAUUGCUGCAGAGUUGAAAAUAACUAAGUGACCACUCAGAAAUCUCGAUAACAGUGCCCAGGAAGAGUAAUCGGUUGCGAUCAUUACCGAAAAAAUGUCAGCCAUGUAUUAGUGCUGUCAGCCAGCGGACGAAUAAUAAUUGAAACAUGCAUUUUCAAACUCGAUAACUAUCCCUG